Talpa occidentalis (Iberian mole) is the source of this 2010-nucleotide messenger RNA. RefSeq names its product golgin A7 (gene GOLGA7). Gene Ontology annotation, cellular component: Golgi stack; palmitoyltransferase complex. The transcript is spliced from 6 exons. Bases 188 to 601 code for a protein of 137 amino acids. Lineage: Eukaryota; Metazoa; Chordata; Mammalia; Eulipotyphla; Talpidae. Gene Ontology annotation, biological process: Golgi to plasma membrane protein transport; peptidyl-L-cysteine S-palmitoylation; protein targeting to membrane. The record is from RefSeq and is a predicted model, not a curated record.
GCGGGAGGCGGAGUCGGCGCUGGCCCCGCCCCCGGUGCCCGCCCCCGCCCUGCGACGCGCAGCCUCGGCCGGGUCGCUUUACGGCCGGAGCGGUGGGUGUGGGUCCUAGACUUGAAGUUGGAAGCGGAGCUGAGGGGCGGGGAAAGAGGUGUUUUGCGGCAGGACCGCUGCCUGUCUUGACCUCGCCAUGAGGCCGCAGCAAGCGCCGGUGUCCGGGAAGGUAUUCAUUCAACGAGACUACAGCAGUGGCACACGCUGCCAGUUCCAGACCAAGUUCCCUGCAGAGCUGGAGAACCGGAUUGAUAGGCAGCAAUUUGAAGAAACAGUUCGAACACUAAAUAACCUUUAUGCAGAAGCAGAGAAGCUUGGAGGCCAAUCAUAUCUUGAAGGCUGUUUGGCUUGUUUAACGGCAUAUACCAUCUUCUUAUGCAUGGAAACUCAUUAUGAGAAGGUUCUGAAGAAAGUCUCCAAAUACAUUCAAGAACAGAAUGAGAAGAUAUAUGCUCCCCAGGGGCUCCUCUUAACAGAUCCUAUCGAGAGAGGACUUCGAGUUAUUGAAAUUACCAUUUAUGAAGACAGAGGCAUGAGCAGUGGAAGAUAAACCAUAGAAUUAAAGAUCACACCUCCAGCUGGGACCCUCAUCUAUCCACUGGCCGAUCGCAGAGUGUCCCCUACCUCCUCUCCAGAGCAUCAUUCCUUUGUAUCUGCUGCCAGAGCCACGGUGCCAUUUACUCCAAGGACUAACUUUCUAAAAUUCCACAUCUGGAGUGACCUCUAGUCGCUCAGCAUCCACUUUGUGUCUCCAAAUUGUGUAGAACUCUGUAAUCUUUUGAUUAGUUUCUGAGAAAACACAAUGAAGCAUUUCACUUUUUUUCAUUCAAAGCCAUUAACAAAAUAUGCAGUUGGUCAACCCACCACAAAGUUCAUAUUUUAUCUGCCACCAAUACUAAUGGUUCUCUUUAUUCCUUUGAGCUAGCUUCCAAAUGGCUCUAGACUUCAACAAGUCCUAUCUUAACCAGUGCUGAGUUUUAUUCCCCCAAAUUAAUCAUUAUUUUUCUCCAGGAUUUUGGUGACAGGUAGUGGUUUUACUAAUGCAUUUCCCAGAUUUCAAAGAACUACCAGUUUUGCUAUGACUAAUCAUAAAGACCUAUUUCUGCUAUUCAGUUUCUCAAACUGGAGCGCAAUGGAAAAAUAAUGUAUAAUGUUACUUGUUUUAUUAUAGCAGUUAUUCCUCAUUAAAACAGUAUUUAAUGCAAUUUCCAGUUAUUUUCCUUUGGAGAAUUUUGUUAUUGCAUUACCUUGAAUGUUGGGAAGAUGUGGUCUGUGUUGCUUGUUCAUUACAAAAAUAAGUAAGCACAAUAAAGUGGAUGCUAAACCAUCAAACUCAUAAAUGUCCCUGCUGUGUCCCUGAAUGUGUAAUAAGCAAGUAUACUAAAUAUUUUAAUUAUAGUUUUGUUAUAACUUAUGAGAAAAACAUUUGAUAGGAAUAAUAACUGUAUAUUGCUAAUUUUUAACUGUCCCAACUGGCAAACCUUAUGAUUCAUAGACUCCUCAUAUACAGUAUUCAGUGCACAGAAAUCCUGUAAUUGGUUCAAGUGUACAGUAAGUGGUUUCCAAAUAAAACUGUCGUGUUGAGUCAAUAUUUCUAGUUCUUCUUUUGGCUAUAUGUUCUUAGUAUCAGGGCUUCUUGUGCCCUUCAUUCAUCUUUGGGAUUUGAGAGCACUGUAUUUGGGAGAAAGUGAAGAAAUUUAUUAGGAGAGAAUGAAAAAGUUCAAAGUUUUACUUUCAGAGAUGUUGUAGGUGCUAAUAUUGGAUUUAAUCUUUCAUAUUUAAUUUCCUUUAUGAGUCUGUUAGUUAUUAAAUAAAUCCCAUAGGUCUAUGUAAAAUUUUAAUUGUAUAAAACGCCUUUGUUACUUUAUAGCCUAUAAUAGUGUGUCUGUCUGCCCUUUAAACCCAUUGCAAUAACUUUGCUGAAAUACUAACACAUUAGUAAAAUUUUUCUUAAACAAA